AUUAUGCUGGGUCUCCUGGAUACACCACCCCGGUUAAAAUGUUGGUAUUUCUUUAAAACAGCGUGUAACCAUUCGAUUUUAUUUUGUCCGCUCAUACAAUUUGAUCGCAAGAGUGCAUUUAAAUUUUUAUCACUUCCGCGCGAUUAUUUAUGCAGAAUAUCAGAAUCAAAGAUCGCAAUGCAGCAUGCAGAAGAGACCGGAAGCAAAAAUAUUCAGAAACUUCAUCAGUAUAUCUUUUGUGUUUUCAAAGCAUCAACAGAAGCGCGGUAUGAACGUUCUGAUUGGUUUGAUUUUAGUCAUUAAGGUUCAAUUAGGAUUUCCCAAACCAACUUUGGUCACAAGUAUGAGCACAGAAAAGCGCGCGAAAAUUGAAAUGAAGACCAAAAACAAUGUUAUACUAGAAGUAAAUCAUCAAGUUUAUUUGAAUAAACAAGACAAAACAAAUCAAAUUUUCGAUAAACAAAACAAAAGUGUAAAUCACAAUUACGCGGGAAAAAUUUUCAAUUUCAAUCACAAAAGGGGGGUGGUCAAGGAACUAGUAAACAGAUUACAUAUCUUUACUCGAGAACUCCAAAGAAAACAUUUACUUAGGCGUAAUCAGAAAAAACACCAACGCGCCUCUGGUGAAGAAACUUCAAAGCAGGAGCACAAUUGUCCCGCAGGAUUUAUCUGCCACGGAAUUAUACCUAUCAUGAGUAGCAAUUGUCCCGAAGGUUUCACAUGUUUAGAGGUAAUUGAUCGUUAAAGACGUCACACGACAACCCUACCAGUGCUCAAUUGAGCAUAAUGUUCGUUCUUUGGACUGCUCUUUGGGCCCAAGCAAACUUUCAAGGCACGCAUAAACUAUACCAGAGGACUGGGGACUGUUACCUGAGUUACCAACCAUUAUCGCAACUUUAAAAUAAUUAAUCAAAAAAUAAUUUACGGCUAUUUAAGUAUUUAAUGUUUUAUAUAAUAAUUUAUUUAUGUCAUUUAUAGCGAAUUGUUUAUACUUUGUAAAAUUUAUAUUAUUUAUUAUUUAUUUAUUUAUUUUAGAAUUAGGUUAGAAUUUAGUAUUAGAAUUUAGAAUUAGUUGAUCGAAUUUCUGCAAUUAAUGGUACGCACAUAGCUACGUUUGAGUGUGUGUCGGCAAUCGUUCCUAGCGAGCUAUUUUGUUUUGUUUUUACUUGGAGGAAAGAAGUCCUCAAAGUAUAUCGUUUCCAAAAAUUGUCUGAAUUAAAAAGUAAUUAUAUAUGUGUAUGUAUAUAUUAAAUUAUUAAGUUACCUUUAUUAUUUAAUUAUUAUAAAUUUAUGUGUAAAUUAUACUGCAUUUUUUAAUGAAAUUCAACAAAAUGGACGACAUUCUCGCUCACCUGAGAAAAAUGUUUUUGAUUUUCUACACUUUCUCUAGCUAGGAGACCCAGCAUAAUUUUUCUUAUAACCAGGAAAUGGGAAUAGUUAAGGUGGGGAAAAUUGCGCUGGAUCAAUUUUUGAUUGGUUCAUUCUAUUGUUCUUUGUCCGCGUGGUUAAUAUCGGAAAAUCUUUUGUUUUGAAUGCGAAUGACCUCACUUAACCGAAAAAAUAUACUUAAUUUUUGUAAUAUUUGAAAGGGUAAGGGCUUAUAGUAUUACACCAGUGUUUUAAAAAAUUUCGAAUAAUCUUAGGGUCUGUUCACGAAGCCAGUUAAAAUGAGAAAAAUAAAUAUUUCUGAAUGUCAGUGUGUUUAACACAGAUAAAAACUUGUUUUUUGUUGAUCUAAUCUGUUUACCUAACCUCCAGGUGGAAAUAAUUUUUAAAAUUAGAUAACAUGUAUAUUUGGAGGAUAAGGAUUUUUUCAGUUAGUUUUUCAGUUUGACACUCUACUGGAAUGCAACAUUGUCCUUCAGUCUUUUCUUUAGACUGGUUGUUUUAAAUGAAGGUGGGUAGGGUCAUUGAAAUAAUUUUUGCUAUAAUUAACAUACAUAAUUUUUGCGCAACACCUCCUAUCAUUAGUAUUUAUUUGUUUAUCUGUUGUUGUUUUUUUUGUUUUUGUUUGUUUGUUUUUAACCAAUCUACGCCACGCCUCUUUUAACAACAGAUCGUGCUCAAAAUAAUAUCGAUUUUUUUAUGUGAAAAAGGUGGCAGAGUUGCCCUGAAUAAAUACACUCCUGCAUUCUACGUGUUUGACCAUGCUUUGCCGAAAAUGAUUUGCCAUAAGACCUGUUUGUAUGCCAUAUGGUGUGGUUAAUCAACCUGUUAAUUUCAGCAAGCAUUGUGAGUUCACACCAAUGAAUUGUUACGCCACGUGAACACCGGAAAUAAGACCAUAUUGUUAAAUAUGAAAACAAAGUUUUAGAAUUUUACAUAAACUGCAACGAAAAUUCAGUAUCGCUUUUCUCACUAAAGUUUGAAUUCAGGGCCCCCUGAGGUGAGUAAAAAUAAAACCCUGAGCAUGAUGGUGAAUUGCUACAAUUGGUUUAAAAAUCGAAACGACUCUAUUUUUGAAAAAUAAUGUUAUGAUGAUAGGUACUGUUUUUUAUACCUCAAAAAUAAAAAUAAAUUUGAAGUUUUCACCAGUAGGAGCUUUACAUUUAAAAAUUAUUUCAAACUCAAAAGUUAGAAUUUUAAAACAAGACCGAAGCUAAAGACUCUAAUCAAAAAUAAUUUGACUAGAAAAUACAAGAAAUUUUGAAAGAAGCCAAUCAAAUGUACUUAUUUUGACAAUCUUAUGUUCUUAAAAAGCGAAUCAAAACCCAGUACCAAAACAACGUUCGUGUUGCUUGCUCACCGUCAAUAAUUAACACGCGUUCAUUGAGUUGACUUAUGGCUUCAAUUUAUGUUUUUGUUUUGGUUGAACGAGCACAAACAACAGGUGGCGGUCAGGAUUAAGUUUGAAUGUAAACAUCAUUAACCUCCGUUUUCUGCAUUACUCGCAAAUAUGUACUCACUUUUUUUUUCUUUUACUUUUUUUCUUCCUUAAUCGGCACUUCCUAAUUUGUCAAAACCGGAAAUUAACUUUCGGAUAUUUCGUCUCUUUAGAAUGCUACACAAAAAAAAGUAAGCCUAUUUUUCAAUCUGUGAUAAUUUGUGGUAGAUUUUUUGCGGUAAUUUGUCACCUUAUACCUUAAAGGAAUUAAUUUUGUUGGGAAACUCUGUUCGCGAAAUUCGCAAAAAUUAUUAUUUCCCGUCAAAUGUGAUUUUGUUUCAUUUUUGAAAAACGUUUUACAAUAUUUUUUCUUUUUUGAUUUACCUGUAGAUGUAUCUGAACUUUAACUUCAGCUGCCUUCUGCAUCAAAUCCCUUUGAAAAAUAUCAAAUUCUUUUUCGCGAAAUUUAAUUCUGGCGAAA
Molecule: messenger RNA, 3305 nt
Organism: Hydractinia symbiolongicarpus
Lineage: Eukaryota; Metazoa; Cnidaria; Hydrozoa; Anthoathecata; Hydractiniidae
Exons: 2
Coding region: 185-745 (186 amino acids)
Source: RefSeq, a predicted model, not a curated record